AUGUCACGUUUUCUUAAACUGAAAGCGGUCAAGGUCGCCGCGGGUAUCGCCGCCGCCGGCGGCGCCACCGUGCUCUACCUUGACUACGGGCGCGCCCCGAACCCGCUGACCCGCGUCGUCGGGCGCAAGCCGUUGGUGAAGCUGGCGCCGCCGCCGCCGCUGCGCGCCGAGUUGGUCUCGCGGCUUAAUCAGCAGUUCGACGUGUUAGUUAUUGGCGGGGGCGCUACCGGCACCGGUACCGCCCUCGACGCCCAGACCCGGGGCCUCAACACGGUAUUGCUUGAAAAAACCGAUUUCGCUUCCGGUACGUCGCUGAAACUGACGAAAAUGGCUCACGGCGGGGUCCGCUAUCUCGAAAAAGCGAUUUUCCAGUUGCUGAAGGACCAGCUUGAUUUGGUAAUCGAGGCCUUGAACGAAAGAGGCAAUAUGUUGCGCACGGCGCCCCACUUGGUCUCGGUGCUCCCGAUCAUGAUCCCCGUGUACAAGUGGUGGCAAGUGCCCUAUUUCUUCAUUGGGUGCAAGAUGUACGACUGGUUUGCUGGCACUCAGAACAUUCGUAAUCUGACGGUAUUCUCGAAGGAGAUGACGUCAGCGAUCGCGCCGAUGAUGGACUGCGCCAACUUGAAGGCGGCGUGUGUCUACCACGACGGGUCGUUUAAUGAUCUGAGAAUGAACGCGACGUUGGCGAUUACCGCGAUCGAUAAGGGGGCCACUGUUUUGAAUUACUUUGAUGUGAAACAAUUGUUGAAACAAGAUGGAAAAAUCAUCGGCGUUAGGGCCGUCGAUAGAGAAACCGGCGAGGAACACGUGGUCAGAGCCAAGUCGGUGGUCAACGCCACCGGCCCCUUGGCCGACCGGAUCUUGGAAAUGGACGCCGACCCUCAAGGUUUGCCCCCCAAAACUCCCCAGGCUCCCAAGAUGGUGGUGCCGAGUUCCGGUGUGCACGUGGUGUUGCCGGAAUACUACUGCCCUCGGGACAUUGGUCUCUUGGACCCGCUGACUUCCGACGGCAGAGUGAUGUUCUUUUUGCCGUGGCAAGGUAAGGUGUUGGCCGGUACUACCGAUACUCCCUUGAAGUCGGUCCCGGAAAACCCCGUACCCUCGGAAGUCGAAAUCCAGGACAUCUUAAAGGAAUUGCAAAAGUACGUCGUGUUCCCCGUCGACAGAGACGACGUGUUGCUGGCGUGGUCGGGGAUCCGUCCCCUUGUGAGAGACCCGCUGAAGGCGCCCAAGCACGGCGACAGCGGCACCCAGGCGUUGGUGAGAUCGCACUUGAUCACGGUGCUGCCCUCGAAUUUGAUCACGAUUUCCGGGGGUAAGUGGACCACCUACCGCGAAAUGGCCCAAGAGACCGUCGACACCGUCAUCAAGACCGCCUUCCCCACCCGCACCGACUUGAAGCCGUGCCAGACCAACAAAAUCGUGCUUUUGGGCGGCGAGGAUUACCACAAAAACUACUCUGCCCGCUUGAUCCACGAGUACCACAUCCCCCUUAAGUUGGCCAAGCACUUGUCCCACAACUACGGGCUGCGCUCGUCGCUUAUUUUGGAGAAAUACUCGGAAUCCGACUACAACAAGUUGCCCGUCACUUUAGCUGCCACCUCGAUGUUCCGUCCCUCUCACCGCGAAGCUCACGAGGAGAACACUUUGAGUUACGCCUCGUUCGACGAGCCUUUCACCGUGGCGGAAUUGUUGUACCUGAUGGAAUAUGAAUAUACUAGAACCCCCGUCGACUUCCUCGCCAGAAGAACGAGAUUGGCGUUCUUAAACGCGAGAGAAGCGUUGGCGGCUGUCCCCGGUGUUGUCGAAUUGAUGAAGAACGAAUACGGCUGGGACCACGCCACCGCGGCGAGAUUGAAGCAGGAAGCCGAGGACUACAUCGGCAAGAUGGGUAUCUCGCCGGAAAAGUUCGACGUCGAGCACUUUGUGGUGCAAUAA
Molecule: messenger RNA, 1938 nt
Organism: Diutina rugosa
Lineage: Eukaryota; Fungi; Ascomycota; Pichiomycetes; Serinales; Debaryomycetaceae
Gene: GUT2
Product: glycerol-3-phosphate dehydrogenase
Exons: 1
Coding region: 1-1938 (645 amino acids)
Biological process (GO): glycerol-3-phosphate metabolic process
Cellular component (GO): glycerol-3-phosphate dehydrogenase (FAD) complex; mitochondrion
Molecular function (GO): glycerol-3-phosphate dehydrogenase (quinone) activity
Source: RefSeq, a predicted model, not a curated record